Trichobilharzia regenti is the source of this 2431-nucleotide messenger RNA. The record is from the annotation of a GenBank genome assembly. NCBI's taxonomy places the organism in Eukaryota, Metazoa, Platyhelminthes, Trematoda, Strigeidida, Schistosomatidae.
UGUGGAUAGAUUAGACAGUAGACAAGAUGAAUGGGACAGAAUAUCACUUAUCGAUUGAUUAGAGAAUAUUUAUUUCUCUGAUCAUAAGCAAGAAAUUAACCAAUCAGUUUUCUUCACAUUACAUAUUCAUUGUACAUCGUUGUAUACAUGAAAUAAGUUUCGUAAGAGAAAUCAGGGGUAUUUUGAAACUAACAUGAAUAAAUCUAGACAUAUAAUAGUGUGGUGUUUAUGUACUACUUGAGGUGGUAAUUAUUCAAUACUUGCUUUCUCAUGUUUAAAUUGCAUGGGAAAUUAUCAGUUGAAGAGACAGAAAUAAAAACAGAUUACACUGGUGUAGUGGUGUGAAACAAACAAUGAGUUCUAAUGGAAUAUUAUUCUCACAGUUCAAUACUGUAUUAGCAACAGAAAAAUAUAUAUAACAUUCUAUUUUAUGUUGUUUAGUUUAAACCAAAAUCACACACUCUGCGAUUGGUUAAAGCAUAUAAAACCUGUAUAUGUAUAAAUAGCGGUUCAAUCACCCCAAAAAGUAUACCUUGGCUUUUGUGUCUUGCCUUCUGCUGUUACACUGGUAGCAGCAGCAGAAAAAAAAAAGAUUCAUGUUCAACUGAUCGUAUUGUUUUAAAUUAAGGAUAUGUCACGCGUUGUUUUAAUUUUCCUUUAAUUUAUAACAAUAGCCCGCAUUAAUUAUUAUUACUAUGCUUUUCCUUUCGGUGAAAGAAGAUUCAUUCACAUACCUGAUCCAAAAAGAAAAUUAAAACAAAUGAUUAAAAUACUGGCUGUAGUUUUCAUUUAUUGAAAUCAUUGAAUACUUAUCUAAUGGAUUACUUGAAGAAUAAAAAACUUAAUUGGAAAUUGGAACCAUUCCCUGAAUUAUGGCAGUUUAGAAAAGUUGAAUCAUCCUGUUCUGGAUUGUUAUUCAAUCAUCCAAGGCCAGUGGAUUUUGUUAGAUCUCAAUGGGAAUGGUUUGCACCGAAAUACUUCACUAUCUAUCGUGUAUUAUUAGCAAUUAUUCUUUUCGUUUGGCUUAUAUGGGAUAUAACAAGGGAGACAACCAAAUAUUUCGAUAAUGUCGGUUAUAGAUGGUUCACAUAUGCAACUAAUUGGACAUUUACAAUCUUUGUAAUACUUCAUAUAAUACUGGCUAUCUACUGCCUAAUUUAUAAUAUUAAAUAUGUCAAUAGCGAGCCAAGAUUCUACCAACCGAUAUGGUUUCUUUAUAAUUUAUCAUCAACAUGUGCACUGGUGAUUUGUCUUGUCUUUUGGUUCGCAUUAUCCAAAAGUUCGUUAGGAGUGUUCGCAAGUUGGCAGGGCCGUGUCAAGCAUUCACUAACUGGAAUCUUAGCCGUAAUAGAUUUAUGCCUAUGCGCAAUACCAGUUCGCAUGUUACACGCCAUAUAUCCAUUCCUCGGUGGUCUGGUGUAUUCUUUUUUCACCUAUUUCUUCUGGUUAAUUGGUGGUAAAGGUGCCUACGGUAUAGGACAAAUUUAUCCAGGUAUUGAUUGGGAUAAACCCAAGUCUGCUGUGCUAGCAUGUCUUUGUGGUUUGAUGACGUCUAUUAUAUGCCACAUAAUACUUUAUAUAAUCUAUUUUAUACGCGUGAAGAUAAGCGCUAAAGUUGGUGGCCGUGGUUAUAUGCUUGUUAAACCGGCUAAUGAACAACAGCAAGGUUAUGAUAAUGUAGAAUUUGAUUUAAGCGAUGAAAGUGGUCGACAAGAAGAAAAAUCACCUGUUUCAAAACCAGAUAUUAUACAAAAUUCAGCAACAUCAACACAAAAAUAUGGUACAGUGGAAUAAGAUCCGUUAAUUUGAAUAAACAUACCAAAGCGAAACAAUUAUAUUGAUAUCUGUUUUCUGUAAUGGCAAUUGGGUAAAAAUUAAUUUCAGAAAAGCAGUUACAGUGUUUAAAUUUUCAUUUUUUUUUUUGAGGAAAUAAUUACAGCCAUUUUGCCAAGCUGUUAUCUGUUAUAAAGGAGUUGAAUAUAUAUAUAUCUUUUGCAUUGGAAUGUUUGUUUCGUUUUUCUGGGUUGUUUUCAAUACAUGUUCUCCAGAGUUCAAGGUAUACAUACAGUAUUAUGGUGUUGAGUUCACCUGUUUGAGAUAUAAAACGAUGCUGACAAAUUAUUUCUGAAAAUCUGUACAAGUUGUAAUUGCCCGGCCAACGCACUACUACUAGUAAUCUCAUUAUGGAAAAAACAUUAUGUAUGAGGUUAGCAGCAUCACCUUGUAAAAACAUCAGCUCUCCUGAAAGUUUGAAGCUGAAGCCUGAAUUCCUAUGUUCCCCUCAGAAUGCUGAAUAACUAAAUACAGGCUCUCGAGCGAAAUCAUUUUGGAGGACAACGAGUUCGAUAUGAUUCUGAGUGACACAGAGAAGGUCAUGUAGUGAAGCAGAAAUGAAAUAUUGUGGGAUCAGAUAGAAGUCAUGGCAGGAAAC